AUGGUUUUUGCUGCUCGAUGUGGGCAGGCUGCGGCCCUGCUGCGCCAGCGCUGCCUUGCUGAAACUCGCUCAGCACUCUCCGUGCGCGCAUUCUCCUCCCAGUCCGUCCGCUCGACGGCCUCAACUCUGCGCCUGCAGAAGUUGCCUACGGCUCGCUCCCAGCAGCUCCGUUCUUUCUCCAGCACAUUGAACCGCCUGAACGCCCAGCAACCCCCUGCUGCCGAGUCUUACCUCGCUAGCGGUGCUGUGAAGUCCGGUAGCAACCUUGUCGAUGUCAAGAAGGUCCUUGUCAUUGGCAGUGGUGGUCUUAGCAUUGGACAGGCUGGAGAGUUCGAUUACUCUGGCUCCCAGGCUCUUAAGGCUCUUAAGGAGGCCGGUGUCCACUCGGUCCUGAUCAACCCUAAUAUCGCGACCAUCCAGACUGACCACAAGCUUGCGGAUGAAGUCUACUACCUUCCCGUCACACCCGAAUACGUUACUCACGUCAUUGAGCGCGAGCGUCCCGAUGGAAUUCUCCUUACCUUCGGUGGUCAGACCGGUCUGAACCUGGGUGUGCAGAUGAACCGCAUGGGUAUCUUCGAACGCUACGGUGUCAAGGUCCUCGGUACCAGCAUCAAGACUCUCGAGACUAGUGAGGAUCGUGACCUCUUCGCCCAGGCCUUGAACGAGAUUAACAUCCCUAUCGCUGAAUCGACCGCCGUCGAGACUGUCGAGGAUGCUCUCAAGGCUGCUGAGCAGGUUGGCUACCCCAUUAUCAUUCUCGUCGAGAAGUCCCUCAAGGGCUGGAAGGAGGUUGAGUACGAGGUCGUCCGUGACGCUGCUAACAACUGUAUCACUGUUUGCAACAUGGAGAACUUCGAUCCUCUCGGAAUCCACACCGGUGACAGUAUCGUCGUUGCCCCUAGUCAGACUCUGUCUGAUGAGGAGUACCACAUGCUCCGCACUGCUGCCAUUAAGAUUGUCCGCCACUUGGGCGUCGUUGGCGAGUGCAAUGUCCAGUACGCUCUGCAGCCCGAUGGACUUGACUACCGUGUCAUUGAGGUCAACGCCCGUCUGUCGCGUUCGUCCGCUCUGGCUUCCAAGGCUACCGGUUACCCUCUUGCGUACACUGCGGCUAAGAUUGGUUUGGGACACACUCUUCCCGAGCUCCCUAACGCCGUCACCAAGACUACCACCGCCAACUUCGAGCCCAGUCUGGAUUACGUCGUCACCAAGAUUCCCCGCUGGGAUUUGAGCAAGUUCCAGCACGUCAACCGCGACAUUGGCUCCGCCAUGAAGUCGGUUGGUGAAGUUAUGGCCAUUGGUCGUACCUGGGAGGAGUCUCUGCAGAAGGCUAUCCGUCAGGUCGACCCUCGAUACCUUGGUCUUCAGGGUGACAAGUUCGACGACCUUGAUGAGACUCUGCGUAACCCUACUGACCGCCGCUGGUUGGCAGUUGGUCAGGCUAUGCUCCACGAGAACUACUCUGUUGAGAAGGUUCACGAGUUGACCAAGAUCGAUAAGUGGUUCUUGUACAAGAUCCAGAACAUUGUUGACUGCAACAAUGAGCUCAAGGAGAUCGGCAGCCUCUUCGGUCUUAAGCAGGAGAUCCUGAUGAAGGCCAAGAAGCUCGGUUUCUCCGAUAAGCAGAUCUCUCUGCUUGUUGGAUCUACCGAGGAUGAUGUCCGCGCCCGCCGUAAGUCCUUCGGCAUCACUCCUUGGGUGAAGAAGAUUGAUACCCUGGCUGCCGAGUUCCCUGCCGACACCAACUACCUCUACACCACCUACAACGCCACCUCGCACGACGUGACCUUCGAUGACCACGGAACCAUCAUUCUGGGUAGCGGUGUCUACCGUAUUGGUAGCUCCGUCGAGUUCGAUUGGUGCGCUGUUAACGCCACUCUCUCCCUUCGCCAGAUGGGCAAGAAGACCGUUAUGAUUAACUACAACCCCGAGACCUACUCCACUGACUUCGAUACCGCCGACAAGCUGUACUUCGAGGAGCUCAGCUACGAGCGUGUCAUGGAUAUCUACGAGCUCGAGUCCGCUAGCGGUGUCGUUGUCUCUGUCGGUGGCCAGCUGCCUCAGAACAUUGCCCUCCGUCUCCAGGAGAGUGGUGGUGCUACUAUCCUUGGUACUAACCCUCUGGACAUUGACAAGGCCGAGGACCGUCACAAGUUCUCCUCUAUCCUCGACAGCAUUGGUGUCGAUCAGCCCGCCUGGAAGGAAUUGACCUCCGUCUCUGAUGCCGAGAACUUCGCCGAGACUGUUGGUUACCCCGUCCUGGUUCGUCCCAGUUACGUUCUGUCCGGCGCUGCCAUGAACGUCAUCUACAGUGUCGAUGAGCUCAAGGAGAAGCUCCUCAACGCCGCUGCCGUGUCCCCCGACCACCCCGUCGUUAUCACCAAGUUCAUUGAGGGUGCCGAGGAGAUCGAUGUGGAUGCCGUCGCUUCCAACGGUAAGCUGAUUGUCCACGCCGUUUCCGAGCACGUCGAGCCCGCUGGUGUCCACUCUGGUGAUGCCACUCUCGCUAUCAUGGGCCGCGUCAAGGAGAUCGCCGAGAAGGUCGCCAAGGCCUGGAACAUCACCGGUCCCUUCAACAUGCAGAUCAUCAAGGCCGAUCAGGAGGGUGCCGAGCCCGCCCUCAAGGUCAUUGAGUGCAACCUGCGCGCCUCCCGCUCCUUCCCCUUCGUCAGCAAGGUUUUGGGUACCAACUUCAUCGACGUCGCCACCAAGGCGCUCGUUGGCCGUGAUGUUCCCGAGCCCGUUGACCUCAUGGAGGUCAAGCGUGACUACCUCGCCACCAAGGUUCCCCAGUUCUCCUGGACCCGUCUGGCUGGUGCCGAUCCCUUCCUGGGUGUCGAGAUGUCCUCCACUGGUGAGAUUGCUUGCUUCGGUAAGGAUCUGGUUGAGGCCUACUGGGCUUCCCUCCAGUCCACCAUGAACUUCCGCAUGCCGGAGGCUGGUGAGGGUAUCUUGCUCGGUGGUGACAUCACCCAGCCCUACCUGUCCAAGAUUGUCGAGUACCUGAACCCUCUUGGCUACAAGUUCUUCGCUGUCAACCCCGAGGUCAAGGCUCACCUCGAGUCCGCUGCCAAUGGCACUGUCUCCGUGCAGCUGAUUGAGUUCCCCAAGAAGGACAAGCGUGCUCUCCGUGAGGUCUUCCAGAAGUACGACAUCCGCGGCUGCUUCAACCUUGCCAAGACCCGCGGUAAGACCCAGCUUGAUGAGGACUACGUUAUGCGUCGCAAUGCUGUCGACUUCAGCGUUCCUCUCUUCAUGGAGCCCAAGACUGCCCAGCUCUUCGCUCAGUGCAUGAGCGAGAAGCUGCCCCGUACCGAUGGCAUCCCCUCCGAGGUCCGCACCUGGUCCGAUUUCGUCGGCGGCAAGGCUCUGUAA
Penicillium paradoxum is the source of this 3378-nucleotide messenger RNA. RefSeq names its product carbamoyl-phosphate synthase (glutamine-hydrolyzing) CPA2. The transcript has 5 exons. The record is from RefSeq and is a predicted model, not a curated record. Bases 1 to 3378 code for a protein of 1125 amino acids. NCBI's taxonomy places the organism in Eukaryota, Fungi, Ascomycota, Eurotiomycetes, Eurotiales, Aspergillaceae. Gene Ontology annotation, biological process: 'de novo' pyrimidine nucleobase biosynthetic process; UTP biosynthetic process; L-citrulline biosynthetic process. Gene Ontology annotation, cellular component: cytoplasm; cytosol. Gene Ontology annotation, molecular function: metal ion binding; aspartate carbamoyltransferase activity; ATP binding.